UUUUAAUCAAACAUUUGAGAAUGUAUCCAACUCCAUUUCAAUUUUUUAUUAGUCAGUCUCACGCUAAGAUAUAGGGUUUCUGAAACGCUCAAGACUCAACAAUUUCACUUAAAAAAAAAAUUGCGAACGGCAAUCAAAAUUCUCAUACAUAUAGAUAUAUAUGGAAUCAAAAAUAAAAAUAAAAAACUAGCAAGACCCAACCCACUUCUCCAUAGCUGAAACAGAAAUAGGAAGGGAGAAGAAAUUAAUGGCAUGGUUUAGGCGGAGGAGAUAAUAGGAUUUUUGAAAUGGGUUAAGAUCAAUUGGAGCUCUCUCUCUCUCUCUCUCUCUCUCUCUAUUUUGAUUUACAGAAAGGGAAACAUAAACAUGGGUCGAAGCGUAUCGCGUUCGCCAUCCUACAGCAGAAGUAGGAGAAGAAGCAGAAGGGACCGGAGCCGAAGCCGCUCUCCCUACACUGUUUCUCGUUCCAGGCGAAGAAGUCAUUCUAGUUCGCCACGACGGCGCCGAAGCCGAAGUAGAAGUCACUCGCCUAGGCGUCAUAGAAGACAAAGAAGUAGGAGUACUUCACAGUCUUCAUUACCAAAAUCACGUAGUCCAAGUCUAGCAUUAAAUGAACGCAAAAAUGCAACCGAUAAAGUUCGGAAGGAGGAGGAGGAGGAGAAGAAGAGGCCUCAACAGGAGGCAGAACUGAAACGACUAGAAGAAGAGACUGCAAUGAGAAUAGAGGAAGCAAUUCGUAAAAACGUUGAGGAGAGGCUGAAUUCUGAGGAAGUUAAAAUAGAAAUAGAGAGGAGAAUAGAAGAAGGUAGAAAGAAAUUGUUUGAUGAUGUUGUUGCUCAACUUGAGAAAGAAAAGGAAGCUGCCCUUAUUGAAGCAAGACAAAAAGAAGAACAAGCACGAAAAGAGAGAGAAGAGCUUGAUAAGAUGCUAGAAGAGAAUAGGAGGAGAGUGGAAGAGGCUCAGAGAAGAGAAGCUUUAGAGCAGCAGAGGAAAGAGGAGGAACGCCAUCGAGAAUUGGAGUUGAUCCAGAGACAGAAAGAAGAGGCUGCAAGGAGGAAAAAGCUGGAAGAGGAGGAAGAACAUGCAAACCUAAUGAAGUUGCAAAGCAAGAACAAAUCUCGAUCCAAGUCAUUUGGGUUGUGGAACAAAACCCUUUAAUUAGGGAACAAAACAGUGUGCCUGUUAGUAACUUGCGUGAAUGGCAAAGCUUUCUGGUAAGAACUGCCUGCUGAGAGGUCCUUGGCUUUUGGCAGCUGUUUUGAUCAAGUCCUAUGGUGUUAAUUCUUGGUAUGAAUGGAAACCCAGGACUUAAAUAUGCAAAAGGUCUCUUUAAAAAAUUCCUCAAUUAUAGGGAUUGGGGGUGUUAAAGAAGAUAAUUUCUCUCAUUAUUUAGGAAAAAUUUCCAACUUACCCCUUUAUCAGUCUCAAGUUAGUUAGAUAAAACCUUGUAAUAUUAUUUACUUUAGAUGAUUAAUCUAGCAAGACUUUCAACCUUUUCCUUU
Messenger RNA from Ziziphus jujuba (common jujube), 1502 nucleotides. RefSeq lists its product as uncharacterized. Gene Ontology annotation, cellular component: nucleoplasm; mitochondrion. The record is from RefSeq and is a predicted model, not a curated record. NCBI's taxonomy places the organism in Eukaryota, Viridiplantae, Streptophyta, Magnoliopsida, Rosales, Rhamnaceae. Gene Ontology annotation, molecular function: cadherin binding. The coding region runs from base 367 to 1158 and encodes 263 amino acids. The transcript is spliced from 5 exons.